Molecule: messenger RNA, 966 nt
Organism: Dendronephthya gigantea
Lineage: Eukaryota; Metazoa; Cnidaria; Anthozoa; Malacalcyonacea; Nephtheidae
Product: serine/arginine-rich splicing factor 4-like
Exons: 6
Coding region: 1-867 (288 amino acids)
Source: RefSeq, a predicted model, not a curated record
AUGGCAUUUAACUUUUACUUCUCUUCAUCAUCAUCCAAACACAUUCUGCAUCGAACUGCAAAAGAAAGUCAAGACCCAGAAUGCGUUCGAGAUCGAAAACAAGAUCAAGGACGAGGUCCAAACCUUCUCAGUCAGAGGAACAAAUUUAUCUGGAAGAAAAAGACCCCAGAAUACCUUAGAUCCAACGAUGGACCAUUACUUUCAGGAGCUGCAGAUAUUCUGGCAUCAAUAUUCCCUGAUGCAACAAGAAGAUCACGAUCAAAAACCAAGUCUAGAUCACGAUCAAAAACAAGAUCUAGAUCGACUUCCCGAUCAGAAAGAAAUGACAGAACGAGAUCACGAUCGACGACAAGGUCAAGAUCCAGAACGAGAUCCAGAUCAAGGUCCAGACCUUCUCUGUCAGCACCAGGGGUAAGAAGGGAAAGUUUGGCUGAAAAUACUAUCCCAGAAAAACAGCAUGAGCGAAGUUUUGGUAUUGAAAACACCGUUGCUAGGAGUAACAGUGGAUUCCCCAUAUCAGAAGCAAAAUUUCAAAGGAGAGUUUUGCAGCUAUUAACCGAAAUUCGUAACUCGGUUGCCCAAGUGGGAAAAAGAUGUUCUCCUGCCAAUUCUGCAGUUCAUAUCGAUCAGGCAACGAGCUUGGAGGAACUGAUCGCAUUAGAAAGCAGCCUUGCUGAUAAAGACACCAGAGAUGUAUUGUUAUCACGAAUCAUUGAUAUCGGAGGACUGAACGUCAGAGAGAAUGUCCGCAAUGUAAUGCACAGAUUGAUGAAUAAUGAAGUUAUGGCAUCAAUGAACAUGAAGGGAAAGGGUUCGAAAUAUGCGUUUGGGUCUACCAAAGUAUUUCAAGCUGUUGUAGGUAUGUGAAACUGUUCUCUUUGUGGUGUAUGUUUCUGCAAUAUAUAUAUACCGCAUUCGUAAGAAUUUUUCAAGUAAACGUUUGCUGUUUUGUUGUAUCUACUUCAU